This is a messenger RNA of Lingula anatina, 643 nucleotides long. Its product is annotated as trafficking protein particle complex subunit 3. Lineage: Eukaryota; Metazoa; Brachiopoda; Lingulata; Lingulida; Lingulidae. Gene Ontology annotation, biological process: Golgi vesicle transport. The record is from RefSeq and is a predicted model, not a curated record. Gene Ontology annotation, cellular component: TRAPP complex.
UAAAAUUUGGCAUGCGCGAAAAUUCACUUCCGACGACAACAGCGUGAAAGUUGAUAUCAAAAGAAGUACAAGUGACUGGAAGAAAUGUCCAGACAAACAGUGAGAAGCGGUGAUCCGCGCAAAGUAAGUGCUGAGUUAUUCACGCUUACCUAUGGGGCUCUUGUGAGUCAGCUGGUGAAAGACUACGAAAAUGUUGAUGAAGUAAACAAACAACUAGACAAAUUAGGGUAUAACAUGGGUAUUAGGUUAAUAGAGGAUUUUCUAGCAAGAUCAAAUGUUGGCAGGUGCCAUGAUUUAAGAGAAACAGCUGAUGUUAUUGCAAAAGUUGGUUUCAAGAUGUUCUUAGGCAUUGUUCCAACAGUGUCCAACUGGAGUCCUUCUGGUGAUGAAUUCUCCUUACUGUUAGAUAAUAACCCGUUAACAGAUUUUGUGGAGCUACCAGAAGGCCAAAGCAAUUUAGAAUAUUCUUCAAUACUCUGUGGGGUGCUGAGAGGUGCUUUGGAAAUGGUUCAAAUGGAAGUUAAUGUAUGGUUUGUACAAGAUCAGCUCAAAGGAGAUAACACAACUGAAAUAAGAGUAAAAUUUAUAAGGCGAUUAGAGGAUGCAGUACCAGUAGGAGAAGAUUGAGAAAAAAGGAAAAAAA